Molecule: messenger RNA, 1149 nt
Organism: Schizosaccharomyces osmophilus
Lineage: Eukaryota; Fungi; Ascomycota; Schizosaccharomycetes; Schizosaccharomycetales; Schizosaccharomycetaceae
Gene: arp1
Product: dynactin complex subunit, centractin family actin-like protein Arp1
Exons: 4
Coding region: 1-1149 (382 amino acids)
Source: RefSeq, a predicted model, not a curated record
AUGGAAGAAGCACUUACCAAUCAGACAGUUUGCAUUGACAAUGGAUCAGGAUUCCUCAAAGCAGGAUUUUCGGGAGACGACGUUCCCCAAUGCCUUUUUUCUAACGUGUCAUGUUGCCUUCUAACAUGCAAUUGCAGCAUCGGAAGGACAAAGCAUACGCGUGUAAUGCCUAGUCACCUCCAGCAAGAUACGUAUAUUGGUUCCAAAGUGCAGGAGCUUCGAGGAUUGUUAAAACUUGAAUACCCUGUUCAGCGUGGUCUCGUAAAAAACUGGUGUGAUAUGGAAAAAAUUUGGUCUUGGGUUUAUUCAAAUGAACUUCAAACUCUACCCGAAGAUCAUCCAGUGCUAUUAGCAGAACCCCCGUUCAAUAAUGCAAAAAAUAAAGAGAGAAUGGCUGAGAUUUUUUUUGAAACUUUUAACGUCCCAGCACUCAACUUUUCCCUGCAGCCUGUUCUCGCUUUAUACGCAACCGCACGUACGACGGGUCUAGUGGUAGAAGUAGGAGAAGGCUUAACACAUACCGUCCCGGUCUUCGAUGGCUUUGUUCUCUCGAGUGCCCAGCGCGAUGACUAUGGCGGUAAAGAUAUCACCGACUACUUACAGCUUCAGCUUCGACAACUAGGCUAUCGCUUUGUAACAUCUGCCGAAACAGAAAUCGUUCGUGAAAUCAAGGAAGCUUGCUGUUAUAUUUCGCCAAACUUUCAAACAGAGGAAAAAACAAACUCUUCCUUUAAUACAAAGCUACGGCAGUUUACACUUCCUGAUGGUCAAACUCUAAAACUAGGUUCCGAAUGUUUUCGUGCUCCUGAAUUGCUGUUUCGUCCCGAACUCAUUGGCUAUGAAAACGGCGGUAUUCAGCAUCAAAUUGUACAAGCCGUUAUGCGAAGUGAUCUUGAUUUACGUAAAGACCUUCUCAAUAACAUUGUGCUCUCUGGUGGAUGUACAUUGCUGAAUGGCUUCGGAGACAGACUUUUGAAAGAACUCCAAGGGUCUGGAGAUGUUCGUAAUUGCGUCAAAAUAUACACUCCACAAGAGCGAAGAUACGCAGCAUGGACAGGUGCGUCCAUCUUGGCAAGCUUAAGCACGUUCUCAAACAUACAAGUCACAUCUGAAACAUAUAAAUCAGAUCCCUAUUGUAUAUUUAAAUAA